Molecule: messenger RNA, 375 nt
Organism: Lolium perenne
Lineage: Eukaryota; Viridiplantae; Streptophyta; Magnoliopsida; Poales; Poaceae
Source: RefSeq, a predicted model, not a curated record
CAUGGCGAUGCUGUCGUCCGUGGCGGACCAGGGGCUGGAGCUGGCGAGGGGCACGGGGAAGGCGGUGGCGGAUCAGGGACUGAAGCUCGCGCGGGGCACGGGGAAGGCGGCUUGGUCCGCCGGCGCGACGUGCCUGUCCGCGGCGGACAAGGGACGCCAGGCGGUGCCGGAGGUGGCAUCGAAGCUGGCGCGGAGCACGGGGAAGGCGGCGUGGAUCGUGGCGACGUCGGUGAUCGUGCUCGUGCUGCCGCUCAUCUUCUCCAUUGAUCAAGAGAAUCAGCUUACCGAGUUGCUCAACCAGCAGGCGGACAACAAUGCGGUCCUGUUCGGUACCGGCUACGCCUGACCCCUCCGCCCUCGUCUCCUCCUAGCUAC